AUGGAUCAAGCUCAACAAGAACAAGCUUCCUUAAGAGAGGACAUUGACUCUGUCAAAAUCAAGAUCGAGCAUAUUUUAGAGACGAUGCAAGCUCUAUCCAGAAGGGAAGAAGAUAUCCAUGCUGCCACUACUGCGAGGAAUGAUGCCCCUGUUCAAAGGGUUGUUUCACCUUUACGACUUUCAGGUCUUAUUCCUAAUCGUAUGGUCUAUGGUUUUCCUCAUGGUUUCACUCCUCCGCCUGAGGCAACUCAUGUGCCUCAUCUAAUACAUAUCUCUAGAGUCACCGAUGGUGUUACUCUACAAGGGCCACCUAUUGUCAAUCAAAUCCUCACUCCUCGCACUGAUGAGGAGGUCCAAGAUGAGUACGAGAUGCAUAACUAUCUAAGGGUAGCUCGAAUGGUCAAUCCUGCUGCUGCUCAGGCUUUUAAAGCCAUCCAAAUGUGCCAUGCCUUAGCAGAGAAAAUAAGGGUCUUAGAAGGACAUAACUCAAGUGGUUUAGGUGCUCUAGAAAUGUGUCUGGUGCCUAAUGUGGUCAUGCCUCCUAAAUUUAAGGCGCCAUAA
Messenger RNA from Lathyrus sativus (Indian pea), 561 nucleotides. NCBI's taxonomy places the organism in Eukaryota, Viridiplantae, Streptophyta, Magnoliopsida, Fabales, Fabaceae. The record is from the annotation of a GenBank genome assembly.